AUGGACCAGAAAGGAGUUCAGCUGUACAGAGAGACCUUUACUUGUUCAAUCUGUCUGGAUCUACCGAAGGACCCGCUCGAGGUGAGUCGACUAAACAUCCAGCAGAUAAUCCAGGACAGAGAGAAAGAUGUGGAGCUGCUUCAACAGGAGGUGGAGGCCGUCACGCUCUCUGCUGAUAAAUUAGUAGAGGACAAUGAGAAGAUCUCCAGUGAGCUGAUCCGUCUCUUCCACAAAAGAAGCUCUGAUGUGAAGCAGCAGAUCAGAUCCCAGCAGGAAACUGAAGUGAGUCGAGUCAAAGAGCUUCAGGAGAAGCUGCAGCAGGAGAUCACUGAGCUGAUGAGGAAAGACGCUAAACUGAAGCAGCUCUCACAUACAGAGGAUCACAACCAGUUUCUACACAACUACCCCUCAGUGUCACAACUCAGUGAACCUACAGACUCAUCCAGCAUCGAUAUCCGUCCUCUGAGAUACUUUGAGGAUGUGACAGCAGCUGUGUCAGAGCUCAGAGAUAAAUUACAGGACAUGCUGAAGGACAAAUGGACAAACAUCUCACUGACUGAGACUGAAGUGGACGUUUUACUGUCAGAACCAGAACCAGAGCCCAAGACCAGAGCUGAGUUCCUAAAAUAUUCAUGUGAAAUCACUCUGGAUCCAAACACAGCAAACAGAAACGUGUUAUUAUCUGAGGGGAACAGAAAAGCAGAACUAACAAGCCAAACACAGUCUUAUCCUAAUCAUCCAGAUAGAUUCACUGGUUAUUGGGUUCAGAUCCUGAGCAAAGAGAGUCUGACUGGACGUUGUUACUGGGAAGUGGAGUGGGGAGGGGAAGGAGUUGAUCUAGCACUGGCAUACAAGAAAAUCAAGAGAUCAGGAAACUCAAAUCAAUGUAAAUUUGGAUUUAAUAACAAUUCUUGUACUUUCAAAUGUGACAUUGAUGAUCAUGAGUUUUAUUCGAACGGAAAAAUGUCUCGCGUCUCAGGUCCUGUUUCCUCCAGAGUCGGCGUGUACCUGGAUCACAGCGCAGGUAUUCUGUCCUUCUACAGCGUCUCUGAAACCAUGACUCUCCUCCACAGAUUCCAGACCACAUUCACUCAUCCUCUUUAUGCUGGACUUGUUCUUUAUGGUGAAGGAGACAAAGCUGAGUUCUUUAAACCCAGGUAG
Scomber scombrus (Atlantic mackerel) is the source of this 1161-nucleotide messenger RNA. Its product is annotated as tripartite motif-containing protein 16-like. NCBI's taxonomy places the organism in Eukaryota, Metazoa, Chordata, Actinopteri, Scombriformes, Scombridae. The transcript has 2 exons. The record is from RefSeq and is a predicted model, not a curated record. Bases 1 to 1161 code for a protein of 386 amino acids. Gene Ontology annotation, molecular function: protein binding.